This is a messenger RNA of Vitis riparia (riverbank grape), 1938 nucleotides long. RefSeq names its product bifunctional 3-dehydroquinate dehydratase/shikimate dehydrogenase, chloroplastic-like. The record is from RefSeq and is a predicted model, not a curated record. The transcript is spliced from 11 exons. Gene Ontology annotation, biological process: shikimate metabolic process; chorismate biosynthetic process. Gene Ontology annotation, molecular function: shikimate 3-dehydrogenase (NADP+) activity; 3-dehydroquinate dehydratase activity. Lineage: Eukaryota; Viridiplantae; Streptophyta; Magnoliopsida; Vitales; Vitaceae. Bases 85 to 1680 code for a protein of 531 amino acids.
CGGUCAAUAUAUAUACGCCUAACCCCUCCAGCAAUCACAAACUCUCUCUUUCGCUCCCAGACCCAUCACCACUUUCUCUCUACAAUGACUCUCAGCAGCGUUCCGUUGGCUACUUCGGAUAUACAAAUCCCAGAAGGAGCCCGGAGAAAUUCGACGCUAAUAUGUGUUCCAAUAAUGGCGGAUUCCGUGGAUCAAAUGUUGGGUCAGAUAAGAAAGGCAAAAGAAGUUGGUGGUGACCUUGUGGAGAUUCGGUUAGAUUAUUUGAAGAACUUCAGUCCUAGACAAGAUCUCCAAUUCUUAGUCAAACAAUCUCCUUUGCCCACUCUUGUCACUUACAGACCAACAUGGGAAGGUGGUCAGUAUGACGGUGAUGAAGGAAAGAGACUGGAUGGGCUGCGCCUAGCCAUUGAAUUGGGAGCUGAUUAUAUUGAUGUUGAGCUUCAGGUAGCUCCUGAGUUCAUCAAUUCCAUUCGGGGGAAAACAUCUGGAAAUGUCAAAAUCAUUGUUUCUUCUCACAACUACCAAAAUACUCCUUCUGCUGAGGAGCUUGGCAAUCUUGUGGCAAGAAUACAAGCUACUGGAGCUGACAUAGUAAAGAUUGCAACAACUGCUUUAGACAUUACAGACUGUGCACGGAUUUUUCAAGUGCUCGCACAUUCCCAAGUCCCAACUAUAGGAAUUGCUAUGGCAGAGAGGGGUUUAAUUUCAAGGAUACUUAGUGCCAAAUUUGGUAGCUAUCUCACUUUUGGUUCACUUGAGGCAGGAGUGGUGUCAGCUCCUGGGCAACCAACUGUAAAAGAUUUGUUGGAUUUAUACAAUUUCAGACAGAUAGGACCUGAUACGAAGGUGCAUGGUGUCAUUGGAAAGCCUAUUGGUCACAGCAAGAGCCCUCAUCUAUACAACUCGGCAUUUAAGUCAGUUGGCUUUAAUGGAAUUUAUUUGCCUCUGUUGGUCGACAGUGUUAAAAAUUUUCUCACCACCUAUUCAUCCCCUGAUUUUGUUGGAUACAGCUAUACAAUUCCUCACAAGGAGGAUGGACUUAGAUGCUGUGAUGAGAUCGAUCCCAUUGCCCAGGCAAUAGGAGCUAUUAGCUGCAUGAUUAGAAGACCGGCCGAUGGGAAGCUAAUGGGGUAUAAUGUCGACUAUCUUGGAGCCAUUGCAGCUAUUGAGGAGGGACUACGAGCUUCAAAUGGUACAACCAGUGUUGGUUCACCCUUAGCUGGAAAACUGUUUGUUGUCAUUGGUGCUGGUGGUGCUGGAAAGGCACUUGCUUAUGGUGGAAAAGAAAAGGGAGCAAGAGUAGUAGUGGCCAAUCGCACAUUUGAGAAAGCUAAAGAACUUGCAAGUAAAGUUGGGGGAGAGGCCAUGACUCUUGCGGAAUUAGAAAAUUUCCAUCCAGAAGAUGGGAUGAUUCUUGCAAAUACCACAUCUGUUGGAAUGAAACCCAAUAUUGAUAACACACCCUUAUCUAAGAAAGCUUUGAGCCGCUACUCUUUGGUUUUUGAUGCCAUUUACACACCAAAGUUGACCAGGCUGCUGAGAGAAGCACAAGAGUCCGGAGCCAUUAUUGUUUAUGGGACAGAGAUGUUCAUCAAUCAAGCAUUUGUACAGUUUGAAAGAUUCACUGGUUUGCCCGCACCAAAAGAACUGAUCAGGGAAGUUUUGGUGAGGAAUACAUAAGAACUUGUUGGGUUAGUUUCUCAUUGCAGCUGGCACUAUGGUCAUCCAUUACAGCUAACUCAUUUCAAUUUCUGAUUCUUUGUGAUUAGCUGCUGAGUUAUGUUGUUGUAUCAAUAAAUUUCCUUUUCAUAAUGAAAGAACUUGUGAGCAUGUGCUAGGUCGCUCAAUUAUGGCAUAGAUACAACAAAACACAAGAAAAGGGUUCAUUUAGUCUACCCAAAUUUUUGGGAUUAAUGAAGCUAGUGAGUUAAUUUUACA